This is a messenger RNA of Hirundo rustica (Barn swallow), 1912 nucleotides long. RefSeq names its product sorting nexin 6 (gene SNX6). Lineage: Eukaryota; Metazoa; Chordata; Aves; Passeriformes; Hirundinidae. Gene Ontology annotation, molecular function: phosphatidylinositol binding. Gene Ontology annotation, cellular component: endosome. The coding region runs from base 46 to 1266 and encodes 406 amino acids. The transcript has 14 exons. Gene Ontology annotation, biological process: intracellular protein transport. The record is from RefSeq and is a predicted model, not a curated record.
CCGCCCGGCCGCGGCUCCGGCGGGCGCAGAGCGCCGCGAGCAGCCAUGAUGGAAGGCUUGGACGACGGCCCAGAUUUCCUCUCGGAGGAGGACCGAGGUCUCAGAGCAAUAAAUGUAGAUCUCCAGACUGAUGCUGCUCUGCAAGUGGAUAUCUCAGAUGCACUAAGUGAGAGGGAUAAAGUGAAAUUCACAGUCCAUACAAAGAGUUCCUUACCAAAUUUCAAGCAAAAUGAAUUUUCUGUUGUGCGGCAACACGAAGAGUUUAUUUGGCUUCAUGAUUCUUUUGUUGAGAAUGAGGACUAUGCUGGCUAUAUUAUUCCACCAGCACCACCCAGGCCUGACUUUGAUGCCUCCCGGGAAAAACUGCAGAAACUUGGAGAAGGGGAGGGAUCAAUGACUAAAGAAGAAUUCACCAAGAUGAAACAAGAACUGGAAGCUGAAUAUUUGGCAAUAUUCAAGAAGACUGUUGCAAUGCACGAAGUGUUUUUGUGUCGCGUGGCAGCACAUCCUAUUUUGAGAAAGGACUUAAAUUUCCAUGUAUUCUUGGAAUAUAAUCAGGAUUUGAGUGUUCGUGGGAAAAAUAAGAAAGAGAAACUUGAAGACUUCUUCAAAAAUAUGGUUAAAUCAGCUGAUGGUGUCAUUGUUUCAGGAGUAAAGGAUGUGGAUGACUUCUUUGAACAUGAGAGAACAUUCCUUGUAGAAUAUCACAACCGAGUGAAAGAUGCCUCUGCCAAAUCUGAUAAAAUGACAAGAUCACAUAAAAAUGUGGCGGAUGACUAUAAUAGAAUUGGUUCUUCAUUAUAUGCAUUAGGAACACAGGACUCCACAGAUAUAUGCAAGUUUUUUCUGAAGGUGUCAGAAUUAUUUGACAAAACAAGGAAAAUAGAGGCUCGUGUAUCUGCUGAUGAAGAUCUUAAACUUUCUGAUCUUCUGAAAUACUACCUUAGGGAAUCUCAAGCUGCUAAGGAUCUCCUGUAUAGAAGAUCUAGGUCACUAGUGGAUUAUGAAAAUGCUAAUAAGGCAUUGGAUAAAGCAAGAGCAAAAAAUAAAGAUGUGCUGCAAGCUGAAACUACUCAGCAAAUAUGCUGUCAAAAAUUUGAGAAAAUUUCUGAAUCAGCAAAACAAGAACUGAUAGACUUUAAGACAAGAAGAGUCGCAGCAUUCAGAAAAAAUCUGGUGGAACUAGCAGAACUGGAAUUAAAGCAUGCUAAGGGUAACUUACAGCUUCUGCAGAGCUGCCUGGCAGUGUUAAAUGGUGACACAUAAGCUACGUUCCGUCCUCCCACUAACAAGGGCUGCCCUCCUCUGGAUUUUGUUUUCAUGACUUUAAAUAGGCAUUUACAGUUCCCUGGAGAAAACUUUUGACAAAGUGCACAUAAGCAAGCUUCUUCUUUCGAAAGAAUUAAACACCUGAAAGUAGCUCCAGAUUAUAUGAGCCGCAUACUUGUUAUACAUACAUAUUCAUGUUUAUUUAAUCAUUAUACGCUUUCAUUGUUCAGAAACCAAAUGCUCGGGUUUUGUGAAAAUAGCCAAUAUAAUAAUGUUCAUGUUAUGAAUACUAUGAUACGGCUGCAAUCUUAUUUACCUUUGUAAGUAAUUUCUGAAGAUUACCAUUUGAAGCACAUUGUUCAAAUGGCCUAAGUAUUACCAUUAGAUAUUUGAAUAUUGUUACUAUAAUGGCAUUGUAUACACUGUCUUAGUUUGUUGUUUUUUUUUUUUUUCCAUGUACUUAUAUCAAAAAACUUAUCUUUUUUUCAAUUGUGAACAUUUCUUAGAAAUUUUGGAGAACUUUGUGUAACCUUUAUAACUAUGAUUUAAAAAGAAAAGCAGAUGCAUUAGUAUGUUUGCCUUAACUUGUAGACUAAUCCAAUUAUUGUAAAAUAAACCAUGAAAUCAGUGAUUUUUCUAAAAU